Labeo rohita (rohu) is the source of this 2861-nucleotide messenger RNA. It is a transcript of the gene cfap300, whose product is annotated as cilia and flagella associated protein 300. The transcript has 7 exons. Bases 1467 to 2159 code for a protein of 230 amino acids. NCBI's taxonomy places the organism in Eukaryota, Metazoa, Chordata, Actinopteri, Cypriniformes, Cyprinidae. The record is from RefSeq and is a predicted model, not a curated record.
UCUGCAUAAAUUAGCAGAACAACAUUCAGUAGUACAUUAACCGUGCAAUCCAUGCUGUUGUUUACAUCUGAGUAUCUCCAAUAUGGCUGCACAUCCGGGUAACUGACCAAAUUGUGACAUAAGUGCAAUAUAUGUAUAUAUAUAUAUAUAGGGGAGAGCGGGGAGCAUUUUCACCUCAUGCUAUAUCAAAGGAAGAGAAAUUGUGAUUGACGAACCACCUAUCCAGGGAGUUUCUCCACCUAUUGAUCAAGACACUGUAUUAGACACUAUACCAUGUAAGCAGUGUGGAUAAUGGAACGGGUGGAUGUCUUCUUAAAAUACAGUUAAAAUUGAGCAAUUAAAAAAAAAAGGAUGGACUGCAACUGACCCUACACAGCUGGUCUAAUAGUACUCAACAUCCUGCUUAUAAAUGCUGCAGGGAAAUACAAUUUCAUAAAAACUUCAAAGGCCAGUUUUCAUCAACCUGUUUCAGAACAACAUCAGAAAUGUUAGGUGUAAAAUUAAUUAAAUAUAAUGUAGAAUUACAGUAAAAUCAUACUUUAUAAUCACAAGAAGAGGUGAACCACUGGCUCAACUUACCCCACUCCUACCAUAUUAACAAAUUUGUAUCAUCCAGCAGUUUAGAACUAAUAUCAUGCUGUCUUCAUAUAUUUGUAGUAACAUCACUCAUUUUGUUUAAGGUUGCCUAGAAACAAGGGGUGGUUCAACUUCCCCACAGACUUUAUUUUAUUUUAUUUUUUUCACUGCAUCUCUAUAAGACCUUCAUUUUAGAUAUAUAAAAAAUAAUGUGUAAAUUUUAUUCACUCCUAAUUAGUCAUUGUAUUGUGUUUAAAAGACUGAUAAGACAUUCCAAAAGCAACCCCCAUAAAAUCUAGGGGCAAUCCCAAACGAACAGAUUCUUGUAAAGGUAUUUAAAUGUCACUGUAAAUUCUUUAGGUAGUUUCCAGUGGAGAGUGGGUAAAAUGUUGUUGAUUACUUAAUUUACAUGGUAUUGGUAAGCUUAAUAAGUUUAAAGUAUUUUAUCAGCUUUUAAAGGUAUCUUUUGGGAAAUGCAGUCAUGCAUAAGUGUCUGCAUCUAUAAAACACAUUAACUAGAAAUGUACUUCAAUUUAAAAUUGACUUGUGAAGCUGUAUAGAAUGUUUUCAUGAUGUGUCGUCAGUUGGCCAUAUUGGCAGCACUGAAUGUAAACAAUGCCACUGAACCAAACAGAAUUAGCAAAUUUUGCUAAUUAUUGCUGCUAAAAAUGGGCAAUUAUUGUCAUGUUUUGGGCUCUACUAAUUAGUUGGAGCAGGAAAAACAUUUGGAGUACUAUAGACUGCCAGAAGUUAGAACAAUUCAAGGAGAAGUGUGGAAAAAACUGUCUGAGGAACAAAAGGCAUUUGUUGUUGGCCAAACUGAACCAGGAUUUCCAAGGCAAAAAUCUUGACAACAUUCGUGUUUGUUCUUAUAAUUCCCAUUCAGGUCCAUGUUGGGUCGAAUUACCAUCCAGGCCUUCAACUUUGACCAAUCUUUCCAGUCUUAUAUGAGCAACGACUUUGCCUGGAAUUUCUUUCAAGAUCCAAUUGUGAAGAACAAUUUAAAAGUACUUGAUACUGCUGGAUCAUGGACACUGUUGGGUAGUGACGUCACACAUGUAAACGUUGAAGUUGUUCCUUGCACAAAGGUGUCAGUAGAUAUAUUCAAUCCAAUUUACUCAAAUGGAAUUGUGCGUCCCUCUGGCCACAUUGUCAGAUGUUACCAUGAAAUAUACCCAGACUUUGAUGAGUUAAGGAUGCUUUUGCUUGAAGAAGAUUCUGACAAUUAUCAUAUAAUCAGUCCAAGUGAUCGCCAAGAGUUUUUGUUCAGACUGUUCAAGCAUGUGGUCUUGGGUGGUGAGCUUUGCCAAUAUGAGGAUGUCAUUGAUCCCUACAUUGAAACAGCAAAAAUGAUGUACAAAGACUUGGUCAGUGUUCAGAAGGAUCGAGAUACAAAAGAGAUCAGUGUGGUCACAACAAUCUUAAAGGUUUCUGCUCAUGAUCACAGUGGAUUGUGCUACCCAUCCGCAACAGAAAAUGAGCAGAUGUUUGCUUACCUUUGUAUUGAUCCAUUCAAAAGGCAUGUGUAUGUUCUAUACCAUUCAUUUGGUAUUGGAGACUUUUCAGGAAAUGAAAAGCCCUAGAUCUAGCCCUAUAUCUAAACUUCCAAGAAUGCUGCAUUUCUGUAAACACUUUUUGAAUAUAGUUUCAUGCUUUGAAGAAUUUUUUCAUCUCUCUGUUUCAUACAUGUGAAUAAACCUUUACUCAAUUACUAUUUAAGAAACUGAUUACUCAUAUCUAAUAUACAUAGUUGAUGUCUGUAAAACACCAACGUGGAAGUAAGCCUGUGGGUGAGACUUCUAGUUAAUUAUAGGAAAUUAAUAUAUAUUUUCCGCUAUAGGAAAAUAACGAGAAUACAUUAAAAUAAUAUGGCAAAACACACCAAUUUGCAAACUUGUUUUGAACAGCUAAAAAUAGCUGGACAUGGUUGAGACUGUUUGUAACACUGAGAGUAAUGGUGGUGUCCCCACAAAACAUAAUACAUUUACAUUGGACUUUUCUUGUAAUUCAAGCUUUGGUUAUGAGCAGGGAAAAAAAGGUUUGCAACACUGUGACGCCCCCACAAAAUACAUUAUGAGCAGAAAAAUAAUGUCAUUCUCUUCCUCACUAUAUAUGUUUAAGUUGGUCCAUUUUAGUCAUCAGUCAGAUUUACGUCAGUAGCAAAUUGUUAUUGAUCAUAAAACGUUAUAACUGCAAAUUCUGACGUUUUGUUUGAAUGCGUUUUGUGUACGCAUGAUGGAAAACAGAUUGUGCUCAUCCAGAGUUUCACUGGAUCGCAACUUGUU